Fibroporia radiculosa is the source of this 1044-nucleotide messenger RNA. RefSeq lists its product as uncharacterized. The coding region runs from base 1 to 1044 and encodes 347 amino acids. The transcript is spliced from 2 exons. Gene Ontology annotation, molecular function: heme binding; monooxygenase activity; iron ion binding. Lineage: Eukaryota; Fungi; Basidiomycota; Agaricomycetes; Polyporales; Fibroporiaceae. The record is from RefSeq and is a predicted model, not a curated record.
AUGAAUGGCAAGUCGCAUGCGGAUCUGUCCCGUUUCUCUCACUUAGGCUACGGCAUUCAUAGGGAAUACGAGCUCUGGGGGGGCCUGCUUUCUGAGAGUAGAGAGGCCACACAGAAUGGCAUUCCCCGCACGGGCUUCGUCCCAACGUAUCUGCGAAAGCGAGCAGAAGCCGGUUUAGAUGAUCUUCCGGGAAAUGGCGUGACCCCAGACGGCACCGGAUGGAUGCGAGAUAAAAUGCUCGCCUAUACUGCCGGGGCACUUCUUGAGGCGGGUUCGGACACCACCGCGACGACAAUGCAAACGUUCAUUCUCUUCAUGCUGAGCAACCCAGAGGCGUUGAAACGAGCGAGAGAGGAAAUCGACCACGUUGUCGGAAAUGAAAGGCUUCCGGGAUGGGAAGAUGAGGAGAGGUUACCGUGGCUCAUCGCGUGUAUCAAAGAGACCAUGCGGCGAAGACCACCAACGAUCACGGGCAAGUGUAUUCAUUCGUGCAGUUUAUGCAGUAGUCCUAACAGCAAGAGCUCGUCAGGUAUGCCGCAUCAGACGGACGAGGAUGACGUUUACCAGGGAUAUCUAAUUCCGAAAGGUUCUACCGUUAUUGGAAACAUCUGGGCGAUUCACAUGGAUCCCAAUCGAUAUUCGAAUCCGAUGACCUUUGAUCCUGAGCGUUUCUAUGAUAAAGAUCGGCCCUCUAAGUGGGCGAGUGGACCCGACUCCAAUGAGCGCGACCACUACGCGUUCGGAUGGGGGCGCCGCUUCUGCCAGGGCAGCUACAUGGCGGAAGCAUCACUCUUCAUAGUUCUUUCGCGCCUGAUAUGGGGCUUAGACCUUGUAGCAGGAACAGAUCCGAAGACAGGAAAUCCACAGUUGCCGGACGUAAAUGACGAGGAGGGGACUUGGAGCGAAGGGUUCAUCAGCGUGCCGCGAAUAUACCCCGUUAGUUUCAGAGCACGCUCGGAGAAGCACGCUGAAACUAUGCGGAGGUUAUUUGACGAGGUACAAGUGGAGUGGCAAGCAAUGGGGCUGGCUGGAGAUGAACGAUGA